AUGCCGUCUGAGGCGCCGCCAGCGUUACUGAGCUCUGUGAAGCUAAAGUAUGUGAAGUUGGGUUACCAGUACCUGGUAAACCACUUCCUGACGCUCGUCCUGGUGCCUCUGAUCGCGGGGGUGGCGCUGGAGAUAGCGCGGCGGGGCCCGGAGGAGCUCCUCUCCCUCUGGCAGUCUCUUCAGCUGGAUCUGAUCCACAUUCUCUGCUCGGUCUUCGCCCUGGUGCUGGUGGCCACGGUCUACUUCAUGUCGCGGCCACGCCCCAUCUACCUGGUGGACUACGCCCUCUUCAAACCCCCAUUCACCUGCCGGGUUCCCUACGCCACCUUCAUGGAGCACAUCCGCCUCAUCGGCAACCUCGAUGCCAAGGGCGUUGAUUUCCAGAUGAGGAUACUCGAGAGAUCCGGUCUCGGAGAGGAGACCUGCCUGCCGCCGGCCAAUCACUACAUCCCCCCAACCCCGACCAUGGAGGCCUCGCGGGCAGAGGCCCAGAUGGUCAUCUUCUCUGCUCUGGACUCCCUCUUUGAGAGGACCGGCCUCAAGCCCAAGGACGUGGACAUCCUCAUCGUCAACUGCAGUCUCUUCUCCCCCACACCGUCCCUGUCGGCCAUGGUGGUGAACAAGUACAAGAUGAGGAGCAACAUCCGCAGCUUCAACCUCUCCGGCAUGGGCUGCAGUGCCGGGCUCAUCUCCAUUGAUCUCGCCCGCGACCUCCUCCAGGCGCACCCCAAUUCCAACGCUGUGGUCGUCUCUACGGAGAUCAUCACCCCCAACUGGUACGCCGGCAACCAGCGGUCCAUGCUCCUGCCCAACUGCCUAUUCCGCAUGGGCGGCGCCGCCAUCCUCCUCUCCAACCGGCCCCGCGACAGCCGCCGAGCUAAGUACCGGCUGUUGCAUGUCGUACGAACCCACAAGGGAGCGGACGACAAGGCCUACCGAUGUGUCUACGAGGAAGAGGACGCCCAGGGCAACUGCGGCAUCUCCCUCUCCAAGGAUCUCAUGGCUAUCGCCGGGGAGGCACUCAAGUCCAACAUCACCACCAUAGGCCCCCUGGUCCUCCCAGCUUCGGAGCAGCUCCUCUUCCUGUUCUCCCUAAUUGCCCGGAAGAUCCUCAACAGGAAGAUCAGACCCUACAUUCCCGACUUCAAGCAGGCCUUCGAGCACUUCUGCAUCCAUGCCGGCGGUCGUGCCGUCAUCGACGAGCUGCAGAAGAAUUUGGAGCUUUCGGCGGAACACGUCGAGGCCAGUCGCAUGACGCUGCACCGCUUCGGCAACACCUCCAGUAGCUCCCUCUGGUACGAGCUCAACUACAUCGAGGCCAAGGGGAGGAUGCGCCGCGGAGAUCGCGUGUGGCAGAUCGGCUUCGGCAGCGGCUUCAAGUGCAACAGCGCCGUGUGGCGCUGCAACCGCACCAUCAAGACCCCCUUUGAAGGGCCCUGGUCCGACUGCAUCCACCGCUACCCCGUCGACAUCCCGGACGUCGUCAAGCUCUGA
Molecule: messenger RNA, 1494 nt
Organism: Spirodela intermedia
Lineage: Eukaryota; Viridiplantae; Streptophyta; Magnoliopsida; Alismatales; Araceae
Source: the annotation of a GenBank genome assembly